AUGCCUUUCGUCACAAACUUUCAACCAGUUGCCUUAAAGGACACCAAUCUGUUCAAGCCAACCAAGAUUGGUAAUACCGAGUUGAAACAUCGUGCGGUGAUGCCACCACUAACAAGAAUGAGAGCAGAGCAUCCUGGUAACAUCCCUAAUAGGAAAUGGGCCUACGAGUAUUAUAAACAACGUUCUCAAAGGCCAGGUACCAUGUUAAUUACAGAAGGCACCUUUAUCUCUCCCCAGGCUGGUGGUUAUGACAACGCUCCAGGAAUUUGGUCCCAAGAACAAAUGGAUCAAUGGAAACAUAUCUUUAAAGGUGUUCAUGAUAAUAAAUCAUUUAUUUGGGUUCAAUUAUGGUCUCUAGGUUGGCAAGCAUUCCCUGAUACAUUAGCUAGGGAUGGUUUACGUUAUGAUUCUGCAACUGAUGGUUCUGCUAACAUUUAUAUGGAUGAAGAAUCUGAGUUGAAAGCUAAGAAGGCAAAUAAUCCGCAGCAUGGAUUGACUAAAAAUGAAAUAAAGCAAUAUAUUGAAGAGUACGUUCAAGCUGCGAAAAACUCCAUUGCCUGCGGCGCUGAUGGGAUCGAGAUACAUUCAGCUAAUGGGUAUCUUUUAAAUCAAUUCUUAGACCCUAUGUCUAAUCAAAGAACUGACGAAUACGGUAACUCUAUCGAAAACAGAGCUCGUUUUGUCUUAGAAGUGACUGAUGCUGUAGUAAAAGCUGUUGGUCCUGAAAGAGUUGGUAUUAGAUUCUCACCAUACGGGAAAUUUGGAAAUAUGUCAGGUGGUUCUGAUCCAGAUUUACUUGCUGAAUAUUGUUAUAUUCUUGGUGAGUUGGAAAAGAGGGCUAAGAAUGGUAAGAGAUUAGCUUAUGUUCAUUUAGUUGAACCAAGAGUAACAAAUCCCUUCUUAAAAGAAGGUGAAGGUGAAUAUACUGACGGUACCAAUGAUUUUGCAUAUUCCAUUUGGAAAGGCCCAAUUAUUAGGUCUGGUAAUCUAGCUUUGCAUCCUGAAAUUGCUAAAGAUUUGCUUCAAGACGAUAGAACCUUGUUGGGUUAUGGUAGAUUCUUCAUUGCCAACCCUGAUUUAGUUGAUAGAUUAGAAUAUGGUGAGCCCUUGAACAAGUAUGAUAGAUCUACUUUCUACGCCAUGACAGACAAGGGGUAUUUGGAUUAUCCAACUUACGAUGAGACAUUCGAACACAGAUCUGGCUCGGUAGAACCAUUGACAGACAAAGCCUAUGAAAACCAUCAGAAUUUCGAUAGAACAUUUGAAAAGCGAACCAUAUAA
Molecule: messenger RNA, 1281 nt
Organism: Naumovozyma dairenensis CBS 421
Lineage: Eukaryota; Fungi; Ascomycota; Saccharomycetes; Saccharomycetales; Saccharomycetaceae
Product: alkene reductase
Exons: 1
Coding region: 1-1281 (426 amino acids)
Molecular function (GO): NADPH dehydrogenase activity; FMN binding
Source: RefSeq, a predicted model, not a curated record